UUCAAAAAAUAUCUCUCCAUCUUUAAACAUGGAAUUACCAUAAAAUGAAACCAUCGACAAGUUUUAAAGACGGCCAUUAGCCUAUUUCACAUGAAACUCGCCAGUAUAGUAACAAAUCUCAGUGUAGAAUAAAAUCAAAUGAUAGCCUAGGACAAGGCCUAUUUGCGGAUUACUCCUUGGUGUUUGACUAGGCCUCCUGGGAUCACUGUUUCAGAGAGCAUCUUCGAGAGAAAAUAUUUCUCAAGAUCAUGGGGUUUGCUAUUGCCAGGCGUUGAUCGCCCACCCAACAAGAUUCUGUGAGAUAUGGAAGCGAUAUGGCUGUACCAGUUUCGACUCAUCGUCAUUGGGGACUCGACAGUAGGAAAGUCGUGCCUGAUCCGGCGAUUCACCGAGGGACGCUUUGCGCAGGUGUCCGACCCCACAGUCGGUGUAGACUUCUUCUCAAGGCUAGUGGAGAUAGAGCCAGGGAAACGCAUUAAACUUCAGAUCUGGGACACUGCUGGACAAGAGCGAUUCAGGUCUAUUACCAGGGCCUACUACCGCAACUCUGUUGGUGGGCUACUGCUGUUUGACAUCACCAACCGUCGCUCCUUCCAGAAUGUGCAUGAGUGGCUGGAGGAGGCCCGCAGUCAUGUCCAACCUCACAGUAUCGUCUUCCUGUUGGUGGGUCACAAGUGUGACCUGGAGUCCCAGAGGCAGGUGAGCCAGCAGGAGGCUGAGAAGCUGGCAGGUGCCUAUGGCAUGCGCUAUGUGGAGACAUCGGCUCGCGACGCCAUCAACGUGGAAAAGGCCUUCACUGAGCUAACGCAGGACAUCUUUGAGCUCGUGAAGAGCGGUGACAUCAACAUCCAGGAGGGUUGGGAGGGGGUGAAGAGUGGCUUUGUGCCCAAUGUGGUGCACUCCUCAGAAGAGGUCACCAAGAGUGACCGCCGGUGCCUCUGCUGAAUGUCCUGUCUGUCUAGUCGGCUUUA
Molecule: messenger RNA, 971 nt
Organism: Oncorhynchus nerka (sockeye salmon)
Lineage: Eukaryota; Metazoa; Chordata; Actinopteri; Salmoniformes; Salmonidae
Product: ras-related protein Rab-39B
Exons: 3
Coding region: 304-945 (213 amino acids)
Biological process (GO): vesicle-mediated transport; Rab protein signal transduction
Cellular component (GO): Golgi apparatus
Molecular function (GO): GTP binding; myosin V binding; GTPase activity
Source: RefSeq, a predicted model, not a curated record